AUGGGACGGCAAGUUCAAGAUGUUCAAUUUCAAGAGCCUAUAUUGGUUAACUGGAAGAUGAUAGACGACAAAAUAUUGCCAACCCACUUGACAAAUCCAUCGGAAAAUGAUUCAACACUAAUAAAAAAGUUUCGACCUCUAGAAAUUUACAAGUUUGCUGAUGCACUUGACAUAUGCCUUAUGAUCAUUGGUACAGUUAGCUCAUUUGCCAGCGGCGCAUGUUUGCCAUUGCUACUUGUCGUUUAUCAACAAGUCACCGAUGCUCUUGUCAAUUAUGGUAAACUGCAAUAUAUAGAACAAAUGGGUCUUCAAAAUUUAUCUCAAUUGUCAUGUGAAAAUGGAGGGUUUGAUAUGCCUAACAAUACCACGAGCCCGAUUCAAUCAAUUAAAAAUGUGGUGAAAUGGUAUGUUGUACUCGGAUUUCUAAGCAUCUUCUUUUAUACGAUCGGCUUCUCGGCCUAUAUGCUAUCAGCUGAACGACAAAUUCGUCGAAUACGAUUUCACCUAUUUCGCAAUAUUCUCUAUCAAGAUAUGUCCUAUUUUGAUAUUCUCGGUGGUAAAGGCAAAUUAACCAAUAUGCUUAUAGAUGAUUUACUGAAAAUGAAAGAAGGCGUUGGUGAUAAAGUGGCUGAUUUUAUUUCAUUAUUAGCUCGGAUGGUAGGCUGUCUCGUUUUUGCAUUUGUCAAAGGAUGGAAAUUGACACUAGUUAUUUUAACUGCUGCUCCUCUCAUUGUUUUGGUCUUUAAUUUAACAAUAAAAUUCUCUAUCAAAUACGCAAAAAAACAAAUUGAGGCCUAUGCUAAAGCAAAUACAAUUGCACAAGAAGUAUUGACAGGAAUACGUAUAGUGACAGCUUUCAAUGGACAGAAAAAAGAACAAGACAGAUAUGCGGCUAGUUUAUCAGAAAUACCAUUGAUUGGAAUCAAAAAAGGCAUUGUUCAAGGCUUAUGUCAAAUAUUUUCGAAUGUAGCCACUGGGGUUGUUUUCACAGCUGCUCUUGGGUAUGGACAAUAUCUCAUUAAAACAGAAUGCCAUGCCUAUUCGGCUGGUGUACUCGUUGUUAAAUCAAAAAUUGAUGCAUCUAGAACGUAUGAAGGAGAAAAACCAUCAUCGUUGAAAGGCGAAAUUCAACUAAAAAAUGUGACAUUCACUUAUCCUGCUCGUCUAGGACAACCGGUUCUUCAAAAUGUUAAUAUCACAAUUCCAAGCGGCAAAACAGUGGCUUUAGUCGGACAUUCUGGAUGUGGAAAAAGCACCACAUUAGCAUUGAUAAAUCGCAUGUAUGAUCCUGAUUUUGGUGAAGUAUUACUCGAUGGUCAAGAUAUUCGACAGUUAAAUAUUGAAUGGCUUCGUUCACAUAUUGGCUAUGUUGGACAAGAGCCUGUACUCUUUUCGGGCUCAAUUGAAGAUAACAUUCGGAUGGGGAAGCCUCACGCAACAGAAGACGAAGUGGUGCAAGCUGCUAAAAUGGCUAAUGCUCAUGAAUUCAUUCUCGAACUACCUGAAGGAUAUCGAACAUCGGCGAAAGGUAUGUUAGCUGGUGGUCAAAAACAACGAAUAGCUAUUGCUCGGGCAAUUAUUUCCAAUCCACAAAUAUUGCUUUUGGACGAAGCUACUUCAGCAUUAGAUAAUCGCAAUACAAAGAUUGUACAAGAUGCAUUGAAUCAAGCUAGCAAGGGUCGAACGACGAUUAUUGUUGCACAUCGAAUCACAACAAUUCGAGAUGCUGAUAUCAUUCUAGUUUUUGACAAUGGCAAUGUUAUAGAGUGUGGCACGCAUAUUGAGCUGAUGCAAAUUGAAAAUGGAAUCUAUCGUACAUUAGCUACUCAACCGGAUCAAGAAGAAGAUACUAAUGAAAAACAACAGCCGUCGACUAAUUCUUCAUUAACACCGAUACGACAAAGAUCUUUAUCCAGUCUUCAAGAGAUACCAUUAAAUGGCGACGAUGUGAAGGAGAAGAAUCCUGAAAAAUUAUCGCACUUUUCGUUCCAUACACCAUUUUUGAUCAAACUACUAAAACUGAAUUCACCUGAAAAGCUCUAUCUAAUAGUUGGUUCUCUGUGUGCUAUUCUUUAUGGUUGUGUCGAACCAGUAGUAGGCCUAAUCUAUUCAAUGAUAUAUGGUCUUUUAGCAAAUCCGAAUCUUGAAAUUCAAUCAUUGCGUACACAAAAUUUAUCACUGGGUAUUUUAGGUAUUUAUGUAUUAGCUGGCAUUGUACAAUUUCUUAGUACAGUGACAUUUGCUAAAGCAGGCGAAGCAUUAACUUUACGUAUGCGUCUGCUCACAUUUGAAGCUAUGUUAAGACGUGAAAUCAGCUGGUUUGAUGAUGAGAAAAACAGUGUGGGAUCGUUAAUUACUCGACUUUCAACUGAUACAGCGGCCUUAAGAAACUUAGCUGGAACUCGAAUGAAUGUGCUUUUUUCAUCAUUGGGUGCUUUGAUUUUUGCAUUUACUGUUGCAUUCAUGACUGGUUGGAAAUUAGCAUUAGUCGUUUCAUGUUUCACUCCACUAUUAAUCAUUUCGGGCUAUUUACAAGGAAGAACACAAUCGAAAGCAGGUCACGUUAAAACAGCUAAAUCAUUCGCGGAAGAAGGCGGAAGAUAUGCGAUUGAAGCUAUUCAAAACAUUCGAACAAUUGCUACUCUCAAUCAAGAGCGAUUUUUUAUCGAAAAAUACAAAAAUGUAUUUGACAAAGAUUUUAAAAACAAAUUGUGUAAAAUUCCCAUACAAGCGUUAGGCAAAGCGAUUGGCAAUUCAUUUUUAUAUUUUAUUCAUGUCACAGCAUUUAGCUAUGGAGCAAGUCUUGUUGAAAGUGGCAAUAUGGAUUUUGUUCAAGUUUUUCGUGUGUUUAUUGUCAUUAAUUUUGCUUCAAUGUCAAUUGGCAGAAGUACAUCAUCAAUGCCUGAUUACACUGUAGCAAAAGCAGCAACCGAACGUAUUUUGACAUUUCUUGACCAAAUAUCGGCUAUAGAUCCCUAUAAUGACGAGGGUUUAAAACCGAAUAGCUUUGAAGGGAAUAUCGAGUUUCGGGAUGUUGAUUUUACUUAUCCGACUCGAACAAAACAUCGAAUACUCAAUAAAUUUAAUCUUACUUGUUUACAAGGACAAACAACAGCACUUAUCGGCUCAUCAGGUUGCGGUAAGAGCACAAUCAUUUCUCUGUUACUUCGUUUCUAUGAUUCGAUCAAUGGCCACAUCUUUUUGGAUGGUCAAGAUUUACGAACUAUAAAUAUCAGCUGGCUUCGUUCAAUAAUUGGCUUUGUUCAACAAGAACCGAUAUUAUUUGAUCGUACCAUAGCUGAAAAUAUUGCAUACGGGAUCAAUGAUAGAAAAGUAUCACAUACAGAAAUUCACGAAGUCGCCAUACAAGCUAAUAUUCAUGAAGAAAUCUUAAAAUUCCCACAAGGGUAUGAGACAAACUGUGGCAAUGUUGGAAAUACACAAUUUUCUGGAGGUCAAAAGCAAAGAAUAGCAAUUGCUCGAGCUUUAUUACAGAAACCGAAAAUACUUUUACUUGAUGAAGCGACUUCUGCACUUGAUAAUGAGACAGAACGGGCAAGAUAUCUAAUUGUACAAGAAGCUAUUGACAAAGCUCGACAAAAUCGAACAUGUUUAACAAUUGCUCAUCGACUAACAACAAUACAGAAUAGUGAAAAGAUCGUCGUAGUCGAUGGUGGUAGCGUGCGAGAAGAAGGUCCACACGAAGAACUAUUGCGGAAAAGAGGCUUCUACUAUAGGCUACAAAGGGUAGCACCGCAAUGA
This is a messenger RNA of Rotaria socialis, 3762 nucleotides long. Lineage: Eukaryota; Metazoa; Rotifera; Eurotatoria; Philodinida; Philodinidae. The record is from the annotation of a GenBank genome assembly.